This is a messenger RNA of Rhagoletis pomonella (apple maggot), 537 nucleotides long. RefSeq lists its product as uncharacterized. The record is from RefSeq and is a predicted model, not a curated record. Bases 1 to 537 code for a protein of 178 amino acids. NCBI's taxonomy places the organism in Eukaryota, Metazoa, Arthropoda, Insecta, Diptera, Tephritidae. The transcript is spliced from 2 exons.
AUGAAUCGGGAAACAAUUAACGCGGAGAAGUACUCGCUACUUCAAUUAAAAGCGUGGUGCACGGCAGUGGGGCUCAACGCUAGUGGAGCAAAAGCGUCGCUGGCUGCACGACUUAGCGAGCUGUCGGCAGAAGCACGGGGCUUGUGUCCAGGAGCCAUUGACGUGCCUGGAGGUGAUAGUGUGCCAGAAAAACGCGGCGCGAAAGAUACGGUGCCACCAAAUAUCGAUGGAGGCAAUGGUACAGCCAAAGAAAAAAAUAACGGCGAAGGUGCUGGCAAUGGUGCGAAUAGCGGCGAUGGACCAAACAACGGCAACGACGCGAAUAACGGCGAGGGAUCAACCAAUGACAAAGGUGCGAAUAACGGCGAUGGUGAGCGUGGCAACGAUGGAGCGAAUAACGACGAUGAUGGCGAUUUUACGAAUGAUAGCAACGGCGCGAAUAACGAUGGUGCGUCUAACAACGAUGAAAAUUUGAAAGGCGAAUUUGGAAGUUUGGUGAACAGUUCAGUAGCUACGCUAACGAGAAACGGCUGUUAA